AUGUUAGCGGUGGGUCAGAUGGACGGGUCCCGACAGAGCGCCUUCCUCCUCAGCACCCCCCCUUUAGCGGCUCUGCACAGCAUGACCGAGAUGAAGACCCCGCUGUACCCGGCGUACCCGCUGUCCUCCACCGGCCCCAACUCCUCUACCUCACCGGCCACCACCUCUCCCAACCCGGGCGGCAUGGCCGUGUCCUCCCCGGGGAUCAAGAGCUCCACGGGGCUGUCCUCGGGGCUCGGCUCCCCGCAGCAGUGCUCCUCCGCCACCCCUCACGGAAUUAACGACAUCCUCAGCCGGCCCGCCACCUCCACCGCCGGCGUCACGGUGGCCGCGGCCGCCGCCGCCGCCGCCUCCUCCUCGGCGGGGAUUCUGUCAGGGCUGCCCCGGUUCAGCAGCCUGAGCCCGCCGCCGCCUCCCGGACUUUACUUCAGCCCCAGCGCCGCGGCGGUGGCGGUGGCCCGGUACCCGAAGCCCCUGGCGGACCUGCCGGGCAGGACGCCGAUCUUCUGGCCGGGAGUCAUGCAGAGCCCCCACUGGAGGGACGCCAGGUUCGCGUGUUCGCCCCAUCAGAGCUCCGUGCUGCUGGACAAAGACGGGAAGAGGAAACACACGCGGCCCACCUUCUCCGGACAGCAGAUCUUCGCCCUGGAAAAGACUUUCGAACAGACCAAAUACCUGGCGGGUCCGGAGAGAGCGCGCCUGGCCUACUCCCUGGGAAUGACGGAGAGCCAGGUGAAGGUCUGGUUCCAGAACAGAAGGACUAAAUGGAGGAAAAAACACGCGGCGGAAAUGGCCACAGCGAAGAAGAAGCAGGACUCGGAGACGGAGAGGCUGAAGGGCUCCUCGGACAACGACGACGAGGACGACGACUACAACAAACCUCUGGACCCGAACUCCGACGACGAGAAGAUCACACAGCUGCUGAAGAAGCACAAACCGGGAUCCGCGCUGCUGCUGCACACGUCGGAGAACGACAGCUCCUAA
Chelmon rostratus (copperband butterflyfish) is the source of this 984-nucleotide messenger RNA. RefSeq names its product NK6 homeobox 1 (gene nkx6-1). The transcript has 3 exons. Gene Ontology annotation, biological process: cell differentiation; regulation of transcription by RNA polymerase II. Gene Ontology annotation, molecular function: DNA-binding transcription factor activity, RNA polymerase II-specific; RNA polymerase II cis-regulatory region sequence-specific DNA binding. The coding region runs from base 1 to 984 and encodes 327 amino acids. Gene Ontology annotation, cellular component: nucleus. The record is from RefSeq and is a predicted model, not a curated record. Lineage: Eukaryota; Metazoa; Chordata; Actinopteri; Chaetodontiformes; Chaetodontidae.